This is a messenger RNA of Pteronotus mesoamericanus, 3237 nucleotides long. It is a transcript of the gene BUB1, whose product is annotated as BUB1 mitotic checkpoint serine/threonine kinase. The record is from RefSeq and is a predicted model, not a curated record. Gene Ontology annotation, biological process: mitotic spindle assembly checkpoint signaling; meiotic sister chromatid cohesion, centromeric; protein phosphorylation. Gene Ontology annotation, molecular function: protein kinase activity; ATP binding. The transcript has 26 exons. The coding region runs from base 1 to 3237 and encodes 1078 amino acids. Lineage: Eukaryota; Metazoa; Chordata; Mammalia; Chiroptera; Mormoopidae. Gene Ontology annotation, cellular component: nucleus.
AUGGACGAGCCGGAAAAUGUAUUCCAAAUGUUUGAAGCCCAUAUGCAGAGCUACAAGGGCAGUGACCCUCUCGGUGAAUGGGAAAGUUAUAUGCAGUGGGUAGAAGAUAAUUUUCCUGAAAAUAAAGAAUACUUGACAACUCUAUUAGAACGUUUAAUGAAGGAAUUUUUAGAUAAGAAGAGAUACCACAGUGACCCAAGAUUCAUCAAUUACUGUUUAAAAUUUGCUGAGUAUAACAGUGACCGUCAUCAGUUUUUUGAAUUUCUGUACAACCACGGGAUUGGGACACUGUCCUCUCCUCUGUACAUAGCCUGGGCUGGGCAUCUGGAGGCCCAAGGAGAGCUGCAACAUGCCAGUGCCGUUUUUCAAAGAGGAAUUCAGAAACAGGCGGAACCUGGAGAGCUUCUACAGCAACAGUACAGGUUAUUUCAGACACGUGUCACCAGAACCCAUUUGCCAGCUCAAGCUAGAACCUCAGGACCUCUGCAUAAUGCUCAGAUUUUGAUGACAUCAAAAACAAAUCCAGGAAAUAACUCAGCCUGUAUUUCUAAGAAUCAGGGUUCAGAAGUUUCUAAAGUAACAUCGUCAGAGUGUGAUAAAGAGUCAAAUAUGGAACAAAGGGUGGUCAUGAUUUCUAAAUCAGGAUACUCUGCACAACCCUCUCUGGCAGCCAGAGCUGACGUUCAGCAGGUUGUUAUGUACUGCAAAGAGAAGCUUAUUUGUGGAGAGUCAGAAUUCUCCUUUGAAGAGCUGAGAGCCCAGAAGUACAAUCAACGGAGAAAGCAUGAGCAGUGGGUAAAUGAAGACAGAAAUUAUAUGAAAAGGAAAGAAGCAAAUGCUUUUGAAGAACAAUUAUUGAAAGAGAAAAUGGAUGAACUUUAUAGGAAGUUGCAUCAAGUGGUGGAGACAUCCCAGGAGAGCCUGCCUGCUUUUCAGGAAAGUCCUGAGGUUAAUCCAGCAUGCAUGGAGCCAAGUGUAGACUCCCAGCAGGAACUGAGCCCUCCAUCUCUGCCAGCCAUAACUCAGCAGACCUCAGAGCACUUGGGAGAGAAACCCAGACAGGCACCUCCUGCAGUUCCUCCUGAGGCCAGUGCUGUCACUGCUGCUUUGGUGUCCCCAGCCAUCAGCCAGAGUGUUGCUCCUCCUGUUCCUUUGACAGCCCAGCCAGUGACAGACUCCAUGUUUUCAGUGGUCGGGAAAGAUACCAGAUGCAUGACUAGAAGUGCUCAGGAAUUCAAGCCACAGAACAAAGUUGAGAUAAAAGAAGGAUGUGAAACACAUAAGGUUUUUCACACAACUCCAAACACAUCACUGGGAAUGGUUCAGGCAACACCAUCCAGAGCGCAGCCGUCACCCACGGUGCACACAAAAGAAGCAUUAGGUUUCAUCAUGAAUAUGUUCCAGGCUCCUACACUUCCUGAUGUUUCUGAUGAGAAAGAUGAAUGGCCAUCUCUAGAUCAAAAUGAAGAUGCGUUUGAAGCCCAGUUUCAAAAAAACACAAGCUCUUCUGGAGCUUGGGGCGUUAAUAAGAUUAUCUCUUCUUUGUCAUCUGCUUUUUCUGUGUUUGAAGAUGGGAACAAAGAAAAUUAUGGAUUACCACAGCCUAAAAAUAAACCCACAGGAGCCAGGACCUUUGGAGAACGCUCUAUAAGCAGAUUUUCUUCAAAAUCAAAGGAGGAGAUCCCUCAUGCUGAGGAGUUUUGGGAUGACUCCACCGUGUGGGGUGUCCGCUGCACCAAGACGCUGGCGCCCAGUCCUAAGAGCCCAGGAGACUUUACGUCUGCUGCACAGCUCGCGUCUACUCCUUUCCACAAACUUCAGGUGGACUCAGUUCACACUCUGGAAGAUAAAGAAAAUGCGGUAGCAGCACAUUGUACCCAUGUGACUUCGGAUUCAUGUGAAGAAAACAUGGUGGAACCCUCAAAAGACAAAAAGUUCAGUUCAAUUCAAGAGCAAAGCCCAGAACCAGCAUCCCCCACCAAUGCAUCUUCAGCAUCGUUGCUGCAUCCGAGCCAGCCUACUCCCAGUGGCCUGCUGACCAGCGAGGCGGAGCGGAGCCUGAAGGCUUGUACACUCACAGAUACUGACUUUGCCAUUGUUGGGGAGCCAUCAGAUGCCAGCACUGGGCUCCAGGCAGAACGGAUGCAUCCUCGUUCACUUAGGAAUGUUGAUACCCCAAAUUUCGUUGUUGAGAAUCCAUGGGAUGAUCAAUUGAUUUUCAAACUUCUGUCCGGGCUUUCUCAGCCAGUGUCCUCCUAUGCAAAUGCCUUUGAGUGGCACUGUAAGCUUCCUGCCAUCAAGCCCAAGAUUGAGUUUCAACUGGGUUCUUUGCUGGUCUACAUUGAUCACCUUCUUGGAGAAGGGGCUUUUGCCCAAGUCUAUGAAGUCACCCAUGGAGAUGUGAAGGAUACCAAAAGUAAACAGAAGUUUGUUUUGAAGGUCCAGAAGCCUGCCAAUCCCUGGGAAUUCUACAUUGGGACCCAGCUGAUGGAGAGACUAAAGCCCAAUGCGCGACACAUGUUUAUCAAGUUCUAUUCUGCCCACUUCUUCCAGGACGGCAGUGUAUUAGUGGGAGAUCUCUAUAGCUAUGGAACAUUACUAAAUGCCAUUAAUCUGUAUAAAAACACCCCUGAGAAAGUGAUGCCUCAAGGUCUCGUGCUGUCCUUUGCUAUCAGGAUGCUGCACAUGAUUGAACAAGUUCAUGGCUGUGAGAUCAUCCAUGGAGACAUUAAGCCAGACAACUUCAUACUUGGAAGCAGGUUUUUGGAACAGGACAGAGAUGAUGAUGAUUUAUCUGCUGGCUUGGCACUAAUUGAUCUGGGUCAGAGUAUAGAUAUGAAACUCUUUCCAAAAGGAACUACCUUUACAGCAAAAUGUGAAACAUCGGGUUUUCAGUGUACUGAGAUGCUCAGUAACAAACCAUGGAACUACCAGAUUGAUUACUUUGGAGUUGCUGCAACAGUGUACUGCAUGCUUUUUGGCUCUUAUAUGAAAGUGAAAAAUGAAGGAGGAGUCUGGAAGCCUGAAGGUCUUUACAGACGGCUUCCUCAUUUGGAUAUGUGGAAUGAAUUUUUUCACAUAAUGUUGAAUAUACCAGAUUGUCAUCAUCUUCCAUCUUUGGAUUUGUUAAGGCAAAAACUGAAAGAAAUAUUUCAACAACACUAUACAAACAAGAUUAAGACCCUCCAUAACAGGCUAAUCGUACUGCUCCUAGAAUAUAAGCGUUCUCGAAAAUAA